Molecule: messenger RNA, 873 nt
Organism: Ramularia collo-cygni
Lineage: Eukaryota; Fungi; Ascomycota; Dothideomycetes; Mycosphaerellales; Mycosphaerellaceae
Product: related to aspergillopepsin II precursor
Exons: 2
Coding region: 1-873 (290 amino acids)
Biological process (GO): proteolysis
Molecular function (GO): glutamic-type endopeptidase activity
Source: RefSeq, a predicted model, not a curated record
AUGAAAUCACACGCGCAAUCAACAUUCCUCCUUCUAGCAACCAUCACAUCCCUCACAACAGCCGCACCACGCACCGACCCUCAACAAAAACAAUGCGAUGGCCGUCGAAUUUCCCCUUUAAGAAACAGUCAGCAUCGAACAACCGGUCCCCUACGAGCAAACUCCACAGGUCUCGACAGCAGAAUCUCCUUUGGCAAAUCUUCCGAAGUGCAAUAUAGUUCCAACUGGGCCGGAGCCGUGCAAAUCAGCGAGGAAAUCACAGAAGUCAGCGGCCAAGUCACAUUUCCACGAGUCGCAGCCCCAAAAGGUGCUUCCCCAGACCAGGGGUACGGCGGGUCAGUCUGGGUGGGUAUCGAUGGUGAUACAUGUUCGCAAUCAAUUUUACAGACGGGAGUCGAUUGGGUUGUUCAAGGAAAUACAGCGACUUAUGCGGCUUGGUAUGAAUGGCUGCCAGAAGCUUCGUAUGAUUUUGAUAUUGUGGUCAAUCCGGGAGAUCAGAUUGAGAUGAAAGUCGUGGCGGAUAGCGCGACGGGUGGUACAGCAACCAUCUCAAAUUUCUCAACAAAUGAAACGGUAUCGCACACCUUUUCGGGUAAAAGCGCUCUUUGCAAACAAAACGCGGAGUGGAUCGUCGAGGACUUUUCCAUCUCGGACGGGCAGGGUAAUAUGGGACUUGUACCGUUUGCCGCUUUCGACACCAUCGUCGUCACAAAUGCUACUUAUAAGGCCAAUGGCGAGACCGCUGGUGUAAGUGGCUCGACUAUCAUGGACAUCUCGCAGGGUGGGCAACCCCUUACAAACUGUGCAACCAGUGGGGAUAACAACGUUGUCUGCAAGUAUAAGGGAGCGGGCUCGGAGACGAGGUUCAUGUGA